This is a messenger RNA of Zymoseptoria tritici IPO323, 1428 nucleotides long. RefSeq lists its product as uncharacterized. Gene Ontology annotation, biological process: positive regulation of transcription by RNA polymerase II. The record is from RefSeq and is a predicted model, not a curated record. Gene Ontology annotation, cellular component: nucleus. Gene Ontology annotation, molecular function: transcription cis-regulatory region binding; DNA-binding transcription factor activity, RNA polymerase II-specific; zinc ion binding. NCBI's taxonomy places the organism in Eukaryota, Fungi, Ascomycota, Dothideomycetes, Mycosphaerellales, Mycosphaerellaceae. The transcript has 3 exons. The coding region runs from base 1 to 1428 and encodes 475 amino acids.
AUGCCUCCAAGAGCAGCUGCAAAGAAGGAGCGAGGCUGCUUCCAGUGCUCGCAACGCAGAAUAGCCUGUGACAGGGCCGAGCCAUCGUGCCAAAAAUGCGCGAAGAAAGGCAUCGAGUGCUCCGGGCUUGGGAGAAUACGGUUUGUUGGAGGAACGGCUAGAAGGGGGCGGUCAAAGGUUCCGAACGCUGCAGAAGACAUCGGACGAGCAACUACUUGCAGUCUUCCGGCUGUGAUACGUUGGUCUGAUGAAGGGAGAGCUGCGCAGAGACCAGCAGAUAAGGUCGCAAACCCCCAGAGCGAUGCAGACGGGGAUGAGACCACGGUCGCGGAAAGAUCGACGCUGAGAAUGGCGGAGAGACCCAAAAAACUCGAUUUUGUUUUAACAACACCGGCUGUUGAAGACGACGCAGACGUUUGUCGAGCUUACUAUUUGACUGCGACUGCGUACACCCAUCACAUUGUUCCUUGGCUUCCACCAAUCGCGGCAGAAGUACGGAUGCUCUUCUCAUAUUUCUCCAAUGUCAUCGCACCAGUCAUGGUCGUGCUUGAUGAUGAUGCGAACGGCUAUCGAUCCCUGAUCCUCCCAAUGGCAUUCGAGGACGAAGUUCUUUGUCGGGCGGUCAUGGUCGUCGCCGCGCAACAUCUCAGUCGUCGGCGACCCGAGUUCCAGAAACCAGCCGAAGCUGGUCGCACCGCCGUCAUUUCACGCUUGCGAAACGACUCUGUGCAGCAUUCUGCAGACAAGGUGUUGAGUGAGUGCACGUGGGCUACUCUGAUCGUGCUUCUAGUUGGCGAGACUGUGACGGGAAGCCCAGACUAUGGCCUCCUCAUACGGAUGCUGCUCAGCUUAUCCACAUGCACUCCUGUCCGAGACGCCAAUCCCGUACUAUCAAAGUUCUUGCAGGCCCAGACCCAAAUGUUCGAGCUGCUCGGCGUUCCAUUGCUCGGCGAGACGGCCGGCGUUCUCACAUUACAAAAAGCUUCCGAAUCCUUGACGGGUUGGCUAUCGUAUCCAUACAUCCCAGAAGAGAGCGAAGAUUGGCGCCUGACGGAGUCGAUACGGCAGUGCUUCCUGUUGGCGUGCGACAUAUACAAGCAAUGCGCAGAAUGUCCGGAAGAAAAUCCGAACCUCGACGAGUCGCUUCAAGCACGAUCAAUACAGCAGCUUAUUGAUGUUGUAUCGCAAAUCACGCCGGAGGCUCGUGGUGCUCACGCACUCGUUUGGGUGUGUUUCAUUGCUGGAGCAGCGUCAAUCGACCCGACUCACAGGACGUAUUUCGUACACCGCAUGGAACAGGUCUACGCUCGCACGCACUUCGGAAAUAUUCCCGGUUCGAUACAGAGUGUGCAGAACAUAUGGGCGCGAGAGGAGGGAGAACGCUGGACAGUCUGUGUUCCUCGAGUGGCGAAUGUGCUCGUCAUGUGA